Molecule: messenger RNA, 4002 nt
Organism: Gryllus bimaculatus (two-spotted cricket)
Lineage: Eukaryota; Metazoa; Arthropoda; Insecta; Orthoptera; Gryllidae
Source: the annotation of a GenBank genome assembly
GUCUAUCAUAUGAAAGAGGUUGAGAGUUGAUAGCAGUUGAUACACUUGGUGACGUUGGCGACACUGGUGCUCUGAAACAUGGCAGACGUCGCAGGGGUAGGCGGUGCCGACUUAAGUGAAAAUGUUGUUGGUUCCUUGAAUCUUGAAAUUGAAGAGCUUGAUGAUGCUGAGUAUAACAUACCUCCUGUUGAACACACACCUACUUUGGAGAGCAUUCUUCAUGACCUAGAUGACCGUGCUUCUCUGAGUGAAGAUGAUAUGUCAAAUUGUUUACUUCCAACAGCUGAGGGUGGUUUUGAGGGAAGUGAGACGUUGUCAUUAGGAAGCAUGGGAAGCCGUAGCCGCAGUUCUUCAGAACAACGUCAAAAGUCCACUCGCUUGGCUACACAUAACAACCCAACUCAACAAACAGGUUCCAUUCUUCGCCAUGUCAUUCUAAAGGGAAUAUCCAGUCAGUUAAUGUCUGCCUCUGAACGAAUAAAUGCAGGGAUGCCCACAGCUAUGGCAGCUACAACCAUGAUAGCUGUGGGCACAUCACAUGGCUUGGUGCUCUUAUUUGAUGCUUCUCAAACACUUCGAUGGUGCCUUGGAGCUACUGAACAAGAUCAAGGUUCUGUUUCCAGUUUGAGUUUCAACCACGAUUGUACGCGCCUUCUUGCAGGAUAUGCUAGAGGCCAUAUUCUCAUGUUUGAUGUUCAGAAUGGUAAAAUUUUGCGAACAAUGGUUGAUGUUCAUCCUCCUGGCACUGCUGUCCUCCAUGUGAAGUUUACAGAUUUACCUACUUUGGCAUUAUGUAGUGAUAGUGGUGGCUCAGUGUUUGAACUUAAUUUUCGCCGUACAAUGGGCAUAAGAGGCUGUGAUUCAAAAUGUUUAUUUUCUGGUAGUCGUGGUGAAGUGUGUUGCAUAGAGCCACUGUUAUUACAUCCUCUAGCAUCUCAUCCAUUACAGGGGGUUGUAUUAAUUGCAAUGGCAACAUUAUCGAAGAUAAUUGUUGUGAGCAUUCGUCCUAGAAUGCAAGUAAUAUUCACACAUCCUUUGCACAGCACUCCUGCUGCUCUCCCUCUCAUCACAUGGCAGUUUGUUAUAAUUCAAAUGGCUGAUGCUAGUCGUGUGGUUGAUCCAGUUCUUGCUUUUGCUCGUGAAUCAACUGUGUAUUUCUUUCAGGUAUCAGUUGAUGCGCGAUCAAAAGUUCGUCUGGCACCGCUUCAAAAACUGACUGUUCCCUACAUUUUGCUUAGUGUACAUUGGUUAAACACAAGAACCCUUGCAGCUUUUGACACAUUGGAGCAGCUUCAUUUACUUGAUGUACGGACUCAAGAAGAACUGGAAGUUCUGGAUCUAUCUGGAGUUGGCCUUGUGUAUGGUACUAGUCAUUUUAAAGGGUUAUGUACUGGAGGGAAUGUCAGUAAAGCAAUGGCAUUAGCAGGAGAACGGGCAUGUUAUAACUCAGUAGUGAGUUUUGGUAACCAGAUGUUAAUAUUGGGUACUAAAAGUUUCCAUGUUCUUACAAUUCGCACAUGGAAUGAAAGACUGAAUCACCUUGUAAAACAGGGACGGUAUCUAGAUGCAUUAGCUUUGGGAAUGGCAUUUUAUCAAGAUCGAGCCAAGGCUGUUGUAGGGUUAAAAGGACCAAAACAUAAAAGAAAAGAAAUUGCUCAUGAUAAGGUUCUGGAAAUCUUGAACACAUACAUAGAGGAUAUAUUGAUGGCUAGUGAUGGAAAUAUGGAAUUAUACCAGGAAGCAAUUCCUGCAUGUGUUGAAUACUGCAUCGAGUUAGAAGCCACGGACCUUUUGUUCGGUCGGCUAUGGGAUGCAUUUGCAGACACAGAUGCAAGGGGCAUUUAUCUUGAGUCAUUAGAGCCUUGGUUGUUGAAUGACAGACUGCAAACAGUGCGACCUGAUGUAAUGCAAGCAUUUGUGAGACAUUACGAACAACAAAACCGUUUACAGGCUUUGGAAGCCUGCUUAGUUCAUGUAGAAGUCAGCUCUCUAGAUGUACAUCAGGUCAUGAGUCUUUGCUGGGCGAAGGGCUUGUAUGAUGCAAUUAUACAUGUACACAAUAGAGGUCUUCGGGAUUAUGUUGCUCCUAUUCGUGAGCUUAUGCCUUUGCUGCAGGCAGCUUUGGCUACAGGGAAACAAUUGAGUGACAACCAAAUAGCCUUAGGGAACAAGUUGUUAGUUUACAUCAGCUGUUGCCUUGCUGGAAGGGCAUAUCCUGUUGGUGAUAUUCCUGAAGAUGACGUGCAAAGUCACAGUUCUCUGAAAGCUUUUCUUCAUUUUGAUACUCGGGAAUUCCUUAAUGUACUCGCAUUGGCAUUUGAAGAACCAGAAUUUAUGUCAGAGCUUGGAUUACGUCAAGUUCAAAGACUUGUGGAUAUUUUAUUGCUUGUAAUGGUUCAAGGAGAUGGAUAUAGUCCCAGUCAAGUUGGUUCCCUAUUUACUUUCCUUGCUAGGCAGUUGGCAAAACCAUGGUGCAGUCUACAUGUUGAAAGGCAGCUAUUUGAACAGGUGGUUGAAUUUCUUACAGAAGGUUCUACAUCAAGCACAAUGGGGCAUCAUGAGGAGCGACAACAGGCAUUGUUGGAACUUAUUAGAGCUGGAGGACUGCAACAUUAUAACCAAGAAAAGCUUUUGGCCCAGGCACUCAAAGCUGCAUUUUAUCGUGUUUGUGAAUUGCUGUAUGAACAACGACAUGAGUAUGAUAAAAUACUUCAGUGUUACUUGAAAGACCCUCUCCGCCGUCCACAAGUUUUCUCAUAUUUACGAAACAUAUUGUUGAUCUACACUAAAGCGGAAGAGCGUGUUCGUAUUGAAAGCCAGGUGGUUGAGAACAUUAAGGAAUUAUUGGAUAUUGAUGCAGUUCGAACAGGCCAAAUUGUUACUCUGCAUCUUAGUCAACUUUUACCAUCCAUUAUUGAUAAACUUCAAUCAGAGCCUCCUAUACUUUUCCAGUUCCUCCAAGGGCUUUUUGAUUACAGAGAUUCUCACUCUACUGUGGGCCAUAUGAAAGAAGAUCUGGAAUUGGACCCUCACCUUGUGGAACAAUAUAUUGAACUACUUUGCCAGUAUAAUCCGGAUAAAGUGUAUUCAUUUUUGGUGUCUAAUGAAGGAUAUCGAUUGGAUCAGGCUCUACAGAUAGUGAAGAAGCACAACAGCAUAGAAAAUACAGCUUACUUAUUAGAGAAAACGGGUGAUUUCCAAAGUGCUUUAAAUCUAUUGUUAACAAAAUUGGAUGUUGAAAUUCAACAAACUUUAGAGGCUUCUGAAAAUGGUACACAUACUGCUUUACAUGAUCUAGCCACCCAGUUGAUGGGUCUUUGCCAACGUGGUUCUGCCACUUUAGAUGAAAAUGGUAGACGUGGUAUGUGGUUUCCCCUCCUUGAGAGUUUAAUGAAACCCCAAAGAGAAGUUCAUGGAAAAUUACCUGUUUUACAGGAAUUAACUCAACAACUUCUUACUAGUAUGAGUGGGUAUGUUUCUCUUCCUGCUAUACUGCAAGUCAUUCUUAAAGAUCCUGCUUACAAAGAUGGAAAAUUUGGUGAUAUUAGAGAACUCAUGAUGGGUAUGUUAAGUAAUUCUUGCUAUGAAGAGACACUCUUACAGACUACAUCACGUUUACUUAGUGUAGACUUGCAUAAUAAAUUAGCUCGUCUCAUGUCUGAUUGUAAUCGUGGAUUGUCUCCAAGGAAUCCUAUUUGUGCAUUAUGUCGCAAACCUUUAGACACAAUGAAAGCUACAGAAAGUGCAAUUUUGUUCAGAUGCGGUCAUUGCUAUCAUGCUCAGUGUAUGAAAUCACAAAUUCAUUGUUGCCUCUGCGUCAGCAGCAGUGCUAUUGGUAAAAAUGCCAACUCUGAGAUCCUACCUAUACGUUCAAGCACUUUAUAUUCUCCUAGUCCAGUUGAACCUCGGACGUUAUCAGCUUCUCAAGGUCUGUUACACAGCCAAGAAUUUGCCCUAAAACUUGCCCCUCCUCCUAUUCCUGAUCUUGAAGGACUUUUCUAG